Molecule: messenger RNA, 762 nt
Organism: Chondrus crispus (carragheen)
Lineage: Eukaryota; Rhodophyta; Florideophyceae; Gigartinales; Gigartinaceae
Exons: 1
Coding region: 1-762 (253 amino acids)
Source: RefSeq, a predicted model, not a curated record
AUGACAAAUUGGGCUGCGGAUGUCGCACCGGAAUACAGCAUCGGCGAGUUCGUCGUCGCCGCGCAAGGCCUGGCGGGGAACCGUGAGCUGAAGACGGUCAUGGGCAAUUUCAGACUGGCCGAACUGCGACAGGUAACGGGUGGGUGGGAGGAGCUGCAGGAGAAAAAGAAGCUCAAUAGGAGGAAACGGAAGAAGAUUAACGACGACGAUGAGGACGAGGAAGUGGAGGGGGCUGUUGAGAAACAGCGUGGGGAUGUGAAUAAUGCUCCGAAAGAUAUUGACGGGGAUCAGGAAACAUCUCCGAAAAACGAUGUCAACGCGUUGAUGAAUGAUCCAGAAGUUAAGAAGCGCAUUGAGAUGAACAGGAAAUUGGCCAUGGAGCGUCGUCGCCAAGCAGCUAUUCGAGCUGGACAAGCAAAGCCUGCUGCUGCCGAGGGACCGGAAGAUGAUUUUAUUGAUCCCAAUGAUUGCAUUGAUCAGGAGGACAUCGACAUGGAUGUUCUCGAUGACAUGAAUCAGUGGCAUGAUUCCCAGGACUCCGGAAACAAUCGCCCGCAAGCUGUACGAAUUCCUGACAAAAGAGUUGAUGAUUUCAACAGGGCAGAUGCAAUGGUGCAGAUGAAGGCUAGUGGCAGCCAGGUUGAAGAGAAUCAGACAGCGAUGGAUUCAGUUCCACAAACAUCGGAGCAGGGUGAUGGGCCCGGGAAGCCCGUGACUAAGAAGCAAACAUCAGAUGGGAACGAAAAAGAGCACCUGAGAUAG